AUGGCACCAAAAACUUCGGAGGUUGACCUCCUCAUCAUUGGUGCUGGCCCUGCAGGAUUGAUGGCUGCUGCUUGGGCAAGUCGCUGCAAGCUCAAAACAAAAAUUAUUGACGACAAAGAUACAAGAAUCAGGACUGGCCAAGCAGAUGGUCUGCAUUGUAGGACAUUGGAAAUCAUGGAUAGCUUUGGCAGUCCGAGCAUUGCUUACGAUAUUCUCGGACAAGCCUGUGUGAUCAAGGACAUCAGUUCAACCAAGGCUGACUUUUCUGCUCAGAAUCCCAAGGAAGGCUGCGAAGAGCAUAUUGAGCGGUGCGAGUCAGUGCGAUCUGGCGAGGAAGAUCUGCCUGGCAGUCGAUAUCCUCAAGUGAGUCUCAGUCAAGGCAGUGUCGAGCAAGCCUUUCUAAAUUUUCUUGAACGAGAUGGCGAUUCGGUGCGAGUUGAACGCAACUUGACUCCUAUGAAGCUUUAUGUUGAAGAAGCAUGCGUUGAUGAUCACGAUGCAUAUCCCAUCGAAACUCACCUACGAGAAUCAGGCAAGGAUGAACGAGCUGGCUCUCCUGAUUCUACGGCAUCUGAGAAGAUUGCAGCAGAGAUCGUGCGAGCAAAGUAUGUCCUGGGUACCGAUGGAGCACACAGCUGGACACGAAAAGCGUUGGGUCUACAAAUGGAAGGCGACAGAACCAACAAACACUUUGGUGUCAUGGAUUUCGUUCCACUCUCCAACUUCCCAGAUAUCAGAAUCUCCUGUGCGAUCCACUCUUCAUCAGGCAGUAUCAUGACCUUACCACGAGAGAAUGGACUGGUCAGAUUCUACGUCCAAUUAGGGGAGUCCGCUGCCAAGGGAGGCACCUUUGAUCGCGGCAAGAUAACCCCUGACGACAUCAUCGAGACUUCUCGCACAAUCCUCCAACCAUAUACCUUGGACUAUAGUCACUGUGACUGGUUUUCUGUCUACACGGUUGGUCAACGUCUAGCCCAAUCUUUCAGCCAUCUUGAUCGCGUCUUCCUCGCCGGUGAUGCCGUACACACGCAUUCUCCAACCAUGGGAGCCGGCAUGAAUGUCUCCAUGCAAGACAGCUACAACCUGAUCUGGAAAAUCUCCACCGCCAUUCGCACAGGAAACAGAGAGAUCCUCGCGACCUACAAUACCGAACGUAUGGCUACAGCCAAAGAACUCAUAGACAAAGACCGCGCAAUGUCUGAUUUCUACUGCGACGGACCUUCUGCAAACUCGAAACGGUAUCAAGAGUUCCGCGAAGCCUUUCGUGAUUUUGUUAGUGGUGUGGCUGUGGAAUAUAGUCCAAGCCUCUUGACAUGUCCUGUAAAUACCUCCAAUGGCUCUAUCGACCGCAAAGGCUCACCACAACGCCUGGAGAAAAUCUACUCCAAGCCUUCUCUCGCAAGCAACCUGAUUCUAGGCCAACGCAUACCCUCCUACCGCGUGACAAACCACUUCACGGCAGAAGCAGUCCACAUCCACACCACUCUAAAAAGCACCGGACAAUGGCGAAUCCUCCUCUUCCCGGGCGACCUCAGCAACUCCCUCAGAUUCUCUGCCUUCCAAAACCUCGGCCACAACCUCUCUGCCCCAUCCUCUUUCAUCCAUACUUGCACACCACCCUCUUCCCUGAUCGACUCCACAAUCUCAAUCCUGACCAUCCACACGAGCAACAGAAACUCCUUCUCAGCUCUAGACUUACCGAAUAUAUUCCAUCCAUGGAGUGACAGCAAAGGCCACGAUUACUGGAAAAUGUUUGCUAGAGACAAUGAAAGUAGAGAUGAUAUCUACAAGGCUUUUGGGAUCGACGAGGAAGUGGGAUGUCUGGUUGUUGUAAGGCCUGAUCAGCAUGUGGGCUAUAUUGGAGAAUUGGAGGAUCUAGAGAGUAUCAACUCAUUGCCUUUUAGGUUGCUUGAAAGGCCUAAUGAAAUCUAUAAUCCAGACAAGAGCGUAGUUCGAGAGCCAUUUGCUUUAGAAACACGCGAUGUCGAUAGACAAGCAUGA
Messenger RNA from Aureobasidium melanogenum CBS 110374, 2001 nucleotides. Its product is annotated as phenol 2-monooxygenase. Lineage: Eukaryota; Fungi; Ascomycota; Dothideomycetes; Dothideales; Saccotheciaceae. The coding region runs from base 1 to 2001 and encodes 666 amino acids. The record is from RefSeq and is a predicted model, not a curated record. Gene Ontology annotation, molecular function: FAD binding. The transcript is spliced from 4 exons.